Molecule: messenger RNA, 3066 nt
Organism: Mercenaria mercenaria
Lineage: Eukaryota; Metazoa; Mollusca; Bivalvia; Venerida; Veneridae
Product: monocarboxylate transporter 5-like
Exons: 5
Coding region: 1110-2954 (614 amino acids)
Biological process (GO): monocarboxylic acid transport; transmembrane transport
Molecular function (GO): monocarboxylic acid transmembrane transporter activity
Source: RefSeq, a predicted model, not a curated record
AAUUGGUUGUCAGAUUCUUGAACUGACGAUUAUUCAUAAUUGAGCCGCACCUUGAGAAAACCAACAUAGUGUGUUUGCGACUAGCAUGGAUCCAGACCAACCUGCACAUCCGUGCAGUCUGGUCAGGAUCCAUGCUGUUCGCUAACGGUUGCACUGAUUUCAAUAGGCUUUGAAAGCGAAUAGCAUAGAUCCUGUCCAGACUGCGCGGAUGCGGAGCCUGGUGUGGAUCUAUGCUGGUCGCAAACGCACAAUGUUGGUUUUCUCAUGGUGCGGCUCAAUUAUGUUUUCGUGGUGUCACAUAAAUUCUACAUACAGGUUUUAUUAUUACCAAUAUGAGAUUGCUAAAACUAUCCUUCUGGGUUUUAUUUGAUCAAAUAAAAUAGUAUAUUUAAUCCAUGGACCCAGUACAUUCAAAAAUACCUGACCAUCAAAAUAAUGAAAUUGUUAAAGGGUUUGAGAAUGGCUUGAUACGGUCUUUAUACUGUCUUAUAUUUGGCAGAAAGCAGUAAAAAGCGAAUAAUACUAACGGUAAGACGGUAAGAUACUUAUAAAUACACACUUGUCUAAUGUUAAAAUUAAAUUCAUAUAUGAGCUGCGCCAUGAGAAAACCAACACAGUGCGUUUGCGACCAGCGUGGAUCCAUGCUGUUCGCUAACAGUUUCUCAUAUUCCAAUCGGCUUUGAAAGCGAACAGCAUGGAUCCGGACCAAACUGCGUGGAUGCGCAGGCUGGUCGGGAUCUCUGCUGGUCGCAAACGCUCUAUGUUGGUUUUCUCAUGAUGCGGCUCAUAUUAUUCUGAUAUACUAAAUGUCUGAAACUGAAACUUUCUGGAAUAGAAACGUUUUCUGCCGUGAUAUAUGAUAUACAAAAUGAAUUUGUGAAAUAAGUACUUGUUAGCCACAAGUCAUACAUUUCGUCACAGGAUAAAAACAUAAUUACCUACUGAACAACUGUAUAAAACAAACGAUUGAAAAGCUGGAUAUAAACAAAGUUAUUUUCGCGAUUCUGUGUUCCCAAAAGAUUGUUACCAUAUCUUGUCAACAUGAGUUUUAAAAAAAUAAAACAAGUGAACAAUAGAGCGAUUUCUUGUACUGUAAAUUCAUUGUAAAGAUGGAAAAGAAUGUCAGCGACUGUUGCAAUGAAAAGCCUUUUGAAAACACCCUUGAUAAUAAUUUACAGGCUGACUUAAAUGAUAUUGAAGAAAACACAGAUGGAGUGGAUAUAUUUGUGAGUAAAGAAGAAAAUGAUGGGAUACCCAAAGACGGCGGAUGGGCAUGGUUUGUGUUGUUGGGUGCAUCUCUUGAAAUGUUUCUGCUAGUUGGUAUCGUCAAGUCGUCUGGAAUUUUGUUUGUCGCCUUCCAAGAAAGGUUUUCUUCAAGCUCUUCAGUGACGUCAUUGCUAUCAACAGUACAGAACAUAUGUCAAAGUGUUAUUGCUCUUCUUGUGAUGACAUGUGGGAUCAAGUUUACGACUUGUCGUGCUCUCCUGUUUGUUGGCAGCAUUAUCACAUGUAUUGCAUAUAUUAUAACAUCACAAGCUACAGAUAUACGACUGCUGCUCUUUUCUCAUGGCGUUCUUCAAGGUGUUGGGGCUGGAUUUAUGCAACCGACAGCACUAACAAUGGUAAGCCUUUAUUUCGAGAAAAGGCGAGGUUUGGCUAACAGCAUUGCAGUGAGCGGUGGUCCUGUAGGUGGGUUAUUAUUCGCCCCACUAAUAACAAAGCUGUUAUCAGCGUAUGGCUAUCAAGGAUGUGUGCUAGUCUUAGCUGGCAUUUUGCUGAACGGUUGUGUCAGUGGUGCAUUAUUUAGACCAAUAUUGUUCUAUAAACAACACAAAAUAAAUGAAGAUGGACAAGAAAUGCAGACAUUAUUUCCCUUUGAAGAUACCGUUGACAACAAGCCUAUCAUUGAAACACUUAAUACAAAUGGAAUUGAAGAUACGGCUCAAAUGGGGCACACUCCAGUAAUUUCGGUAUCUGAACAUAUUGAAAUUCGAUCUUGUAGUGCUACACACAAUUUCCAAACAAACACAGAAGAACAAGGACUAGGAAGUUAUGGCGCAGACUAUUUACCACAAGAGGAAAAAAGAUCACCUGUUCUAAAUGAACAUAUAAAAAGUGAACCAUACAAUCAUGCAGUCUUCUGUAGCUCUAAAAUCGCAAACAUGUCUGACCUAAAAAGCUCUCAUCUAAAUAUAUCUUCUUUAGAAAAUAAUAUCUCUCGGAAAACAAAGCCGUAUCAAAGUAUUGGCGAGGAUGCGUUUUCAGAAAACUGUGUCAGAGAAACAGAGGUAAAUGGAAACGGACAAGGUGAAGCUAUGCGUGUACGGGACGACAAAAUUAAAGCAGUUUUGCAUAAUCUUUCUGAAUCUUGCAACAUCAAAUUACUAACCAAUCCGGUAUUUUAUGCUUUUCUUAUACAAGGGAGUUUGAUAUGCUCGGGGACUGUAGUGGCACCGAUCUUUAUUGCACCAUAUGCAAAAGACAUAGGCGAAACCAUUGAAGACGCUGCGACGUUAGUAACUACACAAAGUUGUGUAGAUCUGUUUUCACGUAUUAUAAUAGGGUAUAUCUCGGAUAAGGGUUGGCUUCGACGAUCUACAAUUGUUGCCAUAGCAACUAUGAUUGUCUCGUUGUCAUCAAGUUUACUACGAUUUUAUACGAAUUACACAAUGCUUUUAGGAUAUUCUAUAGUGUUAGGACUUGUGUCAGGAGUAUAUUUUUCCCUAUUCCCCGUGAUUUUAAUAGACUAUCUGACACUCGCCAACUUUCAGACAUGCCUCGGAUUUAUGGCGCUUGUACAUGGAUUUUCGGUUGCAGGUGCAUUUUAUUUAGUCGGCUACUUGAGAGACAUUUCUGGCUCCUACGUCAUUCCUCAUCACGUGAUCGGCGCAGCAACCGGUGUGGGCACCAUAAUUUUAUUCUUAUUGCCAAAGAUACAGCGUCGUUUGCAGUAAUUACGUUGACAUUUUGCAUACUCAUCGAUGGACUAUCAACGACAGAAACUGUGAAAUUCUUUUCGAGUUGUUAAAUUCCAAAGUUGUUUUAGUAAAUGCUUUGUUUUCUGUU